Molecule: messenger RNA, 977 nt
Organism: Parasteatoda tepidariorum (common house spider)
Lineage: Eukaryota; Metazoa; Arthropoda; Arachnida; Araneae; Theridiidae
Product: cuticle protein 10.9-like
Cellular component (GO): chitin-based extracellular matrix
Molecular function (GO): structural constituent of chitin-based larval cuticle
Source: RefSeq, a predicted model, not a curated record
GUUUCAAAAAGCUCUAAUCGCCAACAGCAGCAUUUUCGCACCCAAGCAUGCCUCAACUCGUAGUUGCACUUCUCUUCUCUUUAGUUUGCUGCUCUUUAGCUGGACCAGCAAUCGUUCCAGCAGCUUUUCCAGGACAAGUUCCAGUUCUAGCAGCUCCAGAGCCACCAAAACCUUACGAAUACGGGUAUGAGUUCGGAAAUGGACUGGGAAUGACUCAACAUCGUCAUGAAGUUGCUGAUGGUACUGGAGAAGUCAAGGGUAACUAUGGAUACCUGGAUCCCAUUGGAGUCUACAGGAGAGUUGAGUAUACUGCUGGAGCCGAUGGGUACAAAGCUAUCAUCCACAGCAAUGAACCAGGGCUCUCAAGCCAAGCAGCCGGUGAUGCUCUUUACGUGGUGGAACUACCACCCCCAGCUGCUGUAGCUCAAGGUCUCAGAGCUGCAGCCGAACCUGUAGCAUCACUUAAUUAUGUAUCGCCAACAGCAGCAUUUUCGCACCCAAGCAUGCCUCAACUCGCAGUUGCACUUCUUUUCUCUUUGGUCUGCUGUACUUUAGCUGGACCAGCAAUCAUUCCAGCCGCUUUUCCAGGACAAGUUCCAGUUCUAGCAGCUCCAGAACCACCAAAACCCUACGAAUACGGAUAUGAGUUUGGAGAUGGUCUGGGCAUGACACAACAUCGUCGUGAAGUUGCUGAUGGUACUGGAGUAGUCAAGGGUAAUUACGGAUACCUGGAUCCCAUUGGAGUCUAUAGAAGAGUUGAGUAUACUGCUGGAGCCGAUGGGUACAAAGCUGUCAUCCACAGCAAUGAACCAGGACUCUCAAGCCAUGCUGCUGGUGAUGCUCUUUAUGUGGUGGAAUUACCACCCCCCGCUGCUGUAGCUCAAGGUCUCCGAGCUGCUGCCGCACCUGUUGCAUCAGUUAAUUAUGUAUAAAAUCUAAUUAUGUUUUUGUGCAUAAAUAAAAGCGAUUAGAGCAUU